AUGUCUGGAUGCGCCAAUGCUGGUCAAGCUCUCAGCAGAGGCUUGAAGUUGUACACGUCCAAAUCUGCAUAUACACUGCCCUUUCUCUAUCAGACUCCCACCCUGCGCCGCUACUACAGCGCACUACAAGACCUGGCCAACGAGAACGCCCCAACGCCCGUCCGGAACAUCAGACUCAGAAAAUCAAAGAUCCCCAGAGAACCUACACCCACUACCGCUCCUUCCCCCAAAACGCCAGAGUACGAAGAUUUCGUGCCCUUUGAAACUUCCAGAGCGACAGAGUCGGCCGUCGUCCAACAAACCGUUCAAGGAGAGUCUCUUACAGGGACAGAGCGUAAUGCUUUCGCCCAACUCGAAGCUCUAGCCAAUGCUCCUAAGCGACCCGUUGCCAGGAAGAGGGAAUCCGUAUUGAGUUUAGACGAUGUGCUCAACGAAGCGAUUUCUGCCAUCGAGGUCAUGGAGCAUGAACAGAUCCAACGCCGUGAACAAAAUCCCACGUCCACAAAGAAAAGAUCAAGAGGUGGCUCACAAGCAGCAAAUGCAACAGCGGCCCGGAGAACUCCUGGAAAGAGCGAAAAUGACAGUCUCGGUCUCACCACUGCUCCAGACACAGCGGUAUCCCGCCCCAAAGAGCAAAAGAAGACGGACUGGAUACCAAUCACUCGCGAAGACAAACGCGCCCUUUUUGCUUUACGGCACUCGGACGUGACAGAUCCAAUGCACUGGUCCGUCAAGAGAGUAGCAAAUAAGAAAGAGCCAGCGCCGGAGCCAGCACCACAAGGAUCAAACACCUCAAUAUUCAGAGAACUCGCCGAGAACAACAAACGCCUCCUUACCGCCAUCCACGUCGCAUCCACAGACACCGAGCUCUGGGAAAUCCUCGAGACAAACUUCUUCCGCGAAAUCGGCCUCUUGCACCUCGACAGUCCUGCCCCUACCUCUGCAACAAUCUCCUCCGAACGCCGCAGCUUCCUCAUGCAAGUCUUUCCCUUUCAUCUCAUCAAAGCCGCCUCCGUCCUCCGCACCUUCUUUCCCACUUCCAAUCUCAUCCUCGCCAUUCUACCGCGCAUAAAACAACUGGGUCCCUCCGCCUACGCACUAGCCGCCACAGCAGACCUCUACAACCAACUAUUCGCCUUCCAUUUCCGCAAAUUCUCAGACGUGGGAACUUGCAACGAAUUGCUUCAAGAAAUGGAGGAUAACAUCAUUGAACCCGCCCCUCCACCCUACAAGUCUUGGAUUACAUCCUCCACUACCGCAACGAAUGCGUCCACAAUGAGAAGUUGGGACAAGCGGUAA
Aureobasidium uvarum is the source of this 1299-nucleotide messenger RNA. The record is from the annotation of a GenBank genome assembly. Lineage: Eukaryota; Fungi; Ascomycota; Dothideomycetes; Dothideales; Saccotheciaceae.